CAUACUUGCAUCUCCCUAAAUUUAGAAACUUUCAAAGUCAACCCUUUUCUCUUUCUUCCUCCAUCGGUCCAUCCCCAUUUCCCCUUCUCUCUAGCUUUCCCAUCUAAGGGAUGAGCUCCAAUGAAACAAAGGAGCUCAUCACUCCACCUCCACCACCACCACCACCAUCGCCGCCGCCAUCGAAACCAAAACACGGUCCUCGAAACCCAACUCCCUCUCUUCUCCAACCCUUUCAAUGGCUCCAAAUGCUGUCCUCCACUCUACACCCCACCUUCAUCCUAGGAAUCAUUCUAGUGUACGGCCUCAACACCGGCUUCUCCGAAUCGUACUUUCGUGUAGUUACCGACUACUAUUGGAAAGACGUACAAAGAAUCAACCCUUCAUCAGCUCAGUUAUACAUGGGUUUUUACUACAUCCCAUGGAUCUUAAGACCCCUUUGGGGACUACUUACUGAUGUAUUCCCUAUCAUGGGAUACCAUCGUAGGCCUUACUUUUUCUUCGCCGGGAUUAUUGGUGUUUCGUCUGCAGUUCUCGUUACCGUCGCUACUACGAUACCUGCCAGUUUUGCUCUUCUUUGUUUGAUCGGAAUUCAUGGCGGAAUGGCCAUUGCUACCGCCACAAUUGAUGCUUCUACUGCCAAGAAUAGUAUUGAGGUUAAAGAAUUAGCAGCUGAUUUGCAGAGUCUUUGUGGAUUUUGCCAUUCUUUUGGAGCUUUGUUGGGCUAUUCUACUAGUGGGAUUCUUGUUCAUUUGCUUGGACCUCAGGAAGCACUCGGGAUUUUGAUAAUCGCACCGGCUUCAUUUCUGGUAUUGGGAUUCGUUAUUUAUGAAUUUAGAGUUGCCAACUCAACUCAAGGUUCCAAGAAGGUUGUAGAUAGGGUAGGAGGUGCAAUGGAAGACAUGUAUAGAACAAUAAAGUUCCCUCAAGUGUGGAAGCCAUCACUCUUCAUGUUCUUGUCUCUGGCCCUCAGUUAUAGCACUCAUGAAGGUCAUUUUUAUUGGUAUACCGAUCCUAUAGCUGGUCCUGGAUUUUCCAAGGAAUUCGUGGGAAUGAUGUAUGCAAUUGGAGCCGUAGGAUCGAUGAUUGGUGUAUUUAUUUACCAUAGAUUCUUAAAAGAUUACGCACUUAUGAGUCUCCUCUUCUACGCUCAACUUCUCUAUGCUGCAUCCGGAAUGUUGGAUCUCAUGUUCGUCUUAAGAUGGAAUUUACCACUUGGAAUACCCGAUUCAGUAUUCAUAAUAGUCGAAGAAACUGUUUAUCACGUAAUAGGUCGAAUUCGUUGGAUGCCAAUGGUAGUUUUGAGCACAAGGCUUUGCCCUUUAGGCAUCGAGGGUACGUUUUUUGCACUACUUAUGUGCAUCGAUAGCGUAGGUUCGCUCUUUUCCAAAAUAAUAGGAGGAAUGGUGCUUCAUCUUUUGAAUGUUUCAAGAACUAAUUUUACUAAUUUGUGGUUAGCAAUUUUUCUAAGAAAUUGCUUGAGAUUUGGUACGAUUGCAUUCAUCUUUCUUGUACCGAAUGUAACACAACACCACGUUUUCGUUCCUUCGAAUAAACAUAGUGAUAGUACUAGUAUAGAGGAAGUUAACUUGGAGCUUGUACCUUUGACUGAAAAAUUAGACAUUUCAUUCACAAAAAAGGUUGUCUUGUAAUGGUAGAUUUUUUUUUGGCAA
Molecule: messenger RNA, 1670 nt
Organism: Spinacia oleracea (spinach)
Lineage: Eukaryota; Viridiplantae; Streptophyta; Magnoliopsida; Caryophyllales; Amaranthaceae
Product: probable folate-biopterin transporter 6
Exons: 4
Coding region: 111-1649 (512 amino acids)
Source: RefSeq, a predicted model, not a curated record